Penicillium malachiteum is the source of this 945-nucleotide messenger RNA. RefSeq lists its product as uncharacterized. Lineage: Eukaryota; Fungi; Ascomycota; Eurotiomycetes; Eurotiales; Aspergillaceae. The transcript has 4 exons. The coding region runs from base 1 to 945 and encodes 314 amino acids. The record is from RefSeq and is a predicted model, not a curated record.
AUGACUCCUUUCAAGCAUUUACAGAUUAUUGGAGGCUCCGAGGCCCAGGAACAAACCCUGGAUGUUUUGAUCGGGUUGAAGCCUUGGUUACAAGGAAAUGCCAAAGUGGGAGAUGCGGAUGAGAAUGGGAUUAUUCAGAUCUGGACAGAUCAGAUUGAUCAAGCGACUUUGGGGAUUCGUCGAUUAAUUUAUGAGGGUUGUGCCCAGUACGCACUUAUACAUACAACACGAGCAGCUGAAACACCUCAGAAUCUUCCAUAUGCACUAUAUACCGCUUUACAAGUUGAUGAAUCACCUGCCGUGGAUGAAGUGGUGUUAAGUACUGGACAAUCCAUCUGGGUUGAAGAACCAGCACUUCUGGGUCGGGACAUGAUAUUCUUAAUUGUCCAACCUAUUUACCCAACACGAAUGCAUCUGAAGGGAACUCGAAGUGAAAUCUUGGAUACCUGUUUUGACGAGGAUGAGAUUACGUUAGAUGUGCGAAGAAUGGCACAUGAUAUCCGAUGGUAUCGAAGUAUUGUGCGAAGCAACAAACUGGACUAUGUCUGUCCGUCAUGCAAGAAGGGGUAUCAUGAGCGAUUUCAACUGGCGGAACAUUUUAAGAAGAGUACGGAUUCGGAAGUGGAUAAUGAGAGACAUAGUAAGUUGCGCAUGAUUAAGAGGAAUGGGGAUUGGAAGACGUUUGUGCAGGGAAUGGAGGAGUCGUUAGGUCCUAUUCAGGCUCAGACGUUGAGAGAUGGGACUGCAUGUUUUGAGGAGGAUUUUUUGAGGCAGAUCAGCUAUAAGGCUUAUUGUGAUGGAACUCAGAGAAAAGAUUCAGGGUAUCAAAAACAUGCAUUUGGGUCACAAGUAUUGGAGGGCUGGGCCUCUGUUAUAACGCCCGAGAGGAAGGACAAAUCUAUUUCUCGCAGUCAGGCAUCCACCGUGCGAACUCGGUGCUCCUAA